Messenger RNA from Caenorhabditis bovis, 1743 nucleotides. The record is from the annotation of a GenBank genome assembly. Lineage: Eukaryota; Metazoa; Nematoda; Chromadorea; Rhabditida; Rhabditidae.
AUGAGGCCGCUGACGGCCGCCUCAACGACGACGACAGUCCUGGUUCUGUUGACAGUGCUCGGCGGCGGCGGCGCGGCGAGCUCAUCGGUGACCGAAGGCGGGCAGGCGCUCAGCGAGCUGCUCAGCUAUUUGGAUCAGCCCUAUCCGUGCGGUCACGUCAUCGAAGCCGAACACUUUCUCGCCACCGCCGUCGGCCUCAAAUUCCCGCGCCUCAUCCAAUUGGCGCACUUUUUCGCCAACCACUCGGCCAACUUCGAUCCGUCGCUCAUCGACAAAUCGGCGUUCGUCGCGACGCCGCCGUUCGACGUCUCAUUUGCGCGUCGAACCCACUUCUACGGACUACAGCUCAAUUGCACCAACAAUAAUCACAGGUGGCUUCCUCGAUUGGUGUUCGUCUCGCAUGAUCCGAUCCAGCCUGAGAAGAAAGCCUACCUUACGAUCCAAUUGGAUCAGUUCGAGAUCGAUCUUUGCUCGGCGGUCGAUUGUCACACCAAGUGCACAUGGACGGUGCACGGCGGUCUGCGUGUGUCGGCGAAGGCGUGCUGCGAGCACGCCAACAUUCGAAUGUGUCGGACCGAUGCCGAACGAGGUUCGUUUAUAAGCCGCCACAUGCUGCUCGCGUUCAACUCGGUGUGCGCGUUCGUCUGCCUCGCGAUGAUCCCGAUCGUGUGCUACCAGCGGAAGCGGCAACACGAAGUUCGCGGUUGGGCGCUCAUGGAGCUUUUCCUCCUCGGCGCCUCAAUAUUGUACUCGAUUCUUUUCCUUGACUGGUUCGCACCGCCCGAAGCCGGCUGCUGUGUGGCGGUGUGGCUUCGACAAAUCGGCUUCUCAAUAUUCUACGGUUCGAUUGUUCUCAAAAUUUAUAGAAAUUUGCAAGAGUACCGCGUGCGAAAAGCGCAACACGUGUCGGUUCGCGAGCAGGACAUGCUCAAAUAUCUCGCGGCGAUGCUCGCGUUGACCGUCACCGGCCUGAUGGCGUGGACCGUCGGCUCGUGGGGCGACGCGGCGCUGUGGCGAACCGCGUGGCCGCAGUGCCAAAUGCAGGGAUGGCACGUCAUCUGGCACGGCUACGAGCUGCUCUUCCUCCUCUACGCCGUCCGCUUGUGCUACAAGGCGCGCAACAGCGACUGGCUCGAGCGUUGGCAGUUCACCGUCGCCGUGUGCUUGGAAGCGAUCAUCACCCUCAUGGCCAACCUUAUUAGGUAUUCAAUUCGAAAUUCCGGACGCGCCGACACGCUGUUCAUCGUCUCGUUCGUCCAUUUGCAACUCACCGUCUCCGUCAACAUUGUGAUAAUCGUCGCGCCGAAAUUCUACUUGUCCAACGGCGAGCCGAGUCGAAGAUCGAUGACACUCGGCGGUCAUUCGGGUCGUGCUCAUCCGUCACUCGCCAAACUUCGCGAUAACAUUCUUAAUGGGACCAUCGACUUCGCCGAGGUCCCAAUUGUCGAUAUGAAUCCCGAAGAUAUUCGAGCCGAACUAAAACGAGUCUACACACAACUUCGAAUGUAUAAGCUCAAGAAUUUAUAUCAAGACAAUCCGCAUAUUUCGAAAAAACGCGGUGGCAAGAAAUGGAGCGAUAAGAAUACGAAGGCGAGAAGGAUAUCAAUACCGACUUGCUCGCCACAGGCCAAACGAAUAGAAGAAGACGAGAAAAGCGAUCUGACUGUAGAAUCUGCUCCGCAUAAUGUAUACUUAAGCACUUACAAAAUGCAAAUGGAACAGAACCAUUCCGUGCGGGUUUAG